Messenger RNA from Orbicella faveolata, 2884 nucleotides. RefSeq lists its product as uncharacterized. Lineage: Eukaryota; Metazoa; Cnidaria; Anthozoa; Scleractinia; Merulinidae. The record is from RefSeq and is a predicted model, not a curated record.
CACAAGAACGCUUAACUAUUUGGAUUUAGACAGUAUCAUUUGUCAAUCAUUUAUUCCAUUUCGCAAACCAUCACUAAACCAUUUAUGUUUGGUCUGUGCUGUUUACUAAUCUUGUAUUUUUGGUGGUGACGGCCGCCCAUACUUCUGGUCCUACGAGACACCACGAUGUCGUUCUCACCAGUUCCCGCCAAUUCUCCAUAGUGAUCCUAUUCUUUAUGUGAUUGGUCAGUUCAUGUCACGUGACAUAACAUACCAUAGCGGACAGCGACUCGCGGACUCUCACGGAUAGCAAUGAUGCGAAGUACGGGCAUUUUCGCCGCUUUGUUUACUGCAUUCCUUCCUCGUUUUGUGCAAACUAUUCCAUGGAAAGAUUGUAGAAAGCCUCUGUUCCUGGACCGAUAUGAUCCUACAAUUGCCUUGUUCAGUGCUUCAACAAGUGAAGAUGACUACAGGAAUAUUUAUGAGGCAAGAACAUGGCCAUAUCCCUAUCUUCAGAAAGCUCCAAAUGUGAAGCAUUCUGGCUGGUGCCCUAAUUUUAGCUCUAUUUAUGGAUAUGUAUAUCUGGAGGCUGAUCUGGGUAUGAUAACAGACAUAACUGGAUUUGCUACACAAGGAGAGGGUUAUGACAGGAAAUACUGGACAGUAAAUUACACCUUAGAUUUCAGUAGAGAUGGAAUUAAUUUUUUUGCAGACACGCCACCCUUGAAUCCUCAUAAUGCUCCACGUUAUGAAGAGAGACGGAUGGUAUUUUCUGGAAACAGUGAUGCUGAGACUGUCGUCACUCACUGGUUUGCUGCUGAUAGAAAGAUCACAGCACGAUUUGUUCGAGUUGUUUGCUUGUCAUGCGAUCCGGAUUUGAUUUGCUGUUUGAGAUUUGAGGUGUUUGGAUGUGAUGGAGAUACAAGAAAUCCAGUUGGCUUAAUCCAUGGCCAGUUCUCUCCUCGAUAUGUGCAAGUCAACCAACACUAUUUAUUUGACAAGGAGUAUAUUUACGCAGGUCAAAAUGAUCUUACCAAAGGAUGGACAGUUCCUUGCUCUAAUGAUGUUGGUCCACCAAUCAUUGAGUUAGAACUCAAAAGUCUUCAUCUCUUAAGUGCAUUUUCUGUUAGAGGCUGCACAGAAUUUUCACGCCCACCUCUUAUGAUAGAAGGAUUCAUAAGGAACAAUACAGAACGUCGUGUGUAUGACUGGGUAGCACUCAAGAAAUACUACAGUGCUGUAACUUGGCAUACUUUCUUCAGACUUGACAGUAGCAGUGACAAGAAUAAGAUAAUACCCUUGUCAUAUCAUCCAGUUGGCAACAGCAUAAAGUUUAGAUUAAGACCAAGUUACGGCUGUUAUCCAGCAGAAUAUGGUUUUUGCAUGCGGCUGGAAUUCUAUGGAAAAGACUUGGAGUGCAAGACUCCUUUUGGUGUCGAAUGGGGAUACCAGCAUGACAGAGCUCUCGUCAAAAAUGAACAGAUGACUGCCUCUUCAAAUGAAAGUGGCAGUGAACCACACUUUGGACGUUUGUACUACAACUCUAAAGCUUGGUGUCCUCACGACCAUUCGAUCCAAAACCAAUACACUAAAAAUCAGCAGUAUCUUCAGAUAGACUUUAUCUUUGCAAGCAAAAUCACUGGGGUAUCAACCCAAGGAUUUGGAUCAAGAUAUGUGGAAUCUUACCACUUAUACUAUGCCUUAGACAUCAACAUGUUUCAUUGCUUUGUUGAUGAGAAUGGUCAAUAUAAGCUUUUUGAUGGAAACAAUGAUGGUAACACAGAAUCAACACACUGGCUGAAUUCUCCAAUAAUCUCCCGUUACUUGCGGUUUAACCCAAAGAAGUGGGUCAACUUUCCAUGCCUUAGAGUUGAGGUUUAUGGAUGCAAUGCAGGAACAUGCUACACUUCUCUAGGAAUCGAGUAUGGCAUGAUAAGUAACUUGCAGAUCAAGGCAUCAAGUGAAACACAGGCCAACAAGAAAGACUGGAGUCGAUUGAACAGUUUAGGCUGGUGUGUGGGUGGAAGUGAAACCUAUGUUUACCUUCAAAUUGAUUUACUUACUGCCACACUAGUGACUGGUGUGGCUACACAGGGCAAAUAUGAGUCCAGGCUUGAUCACAAUGCUGAGGCUGUGACUUCCUUUUACCUGAGGCAUAAUCUUCAUGGGGACAAAUGGCUGACAUAUCAUACACUCCUGAAAGGUGAAUAUAUUGGUAAUAAAGCUGUACAGCACUGGUUAGACCCUCCUUUUGUGGCACAGCAUGUACAAUUUAAUCCACAGUCAUCCUUCACAUCUGGGCGAGUGUGUAUGAGAGUUGAUAUUUAUGGAUGUUACACUCCAGAAUUCUUUCCUGGUUAUCCAACUCUUGGGAUGGAAAGUUUCAGCAUUGGUGACUCACAACUAAGAGCAUCCUCCCAACAAGAUAUUUUUUAUGGGCCGGAAUGUGCGCGACUGAAUCACUAUAUCAAUAAUGGAGCCUGGGUUCCCAAGACUUCAGAUGCAUCACAGUUCCUUGAGAUUGACACUGGAUGGAUUGUAAUCCUCACAGGCAUUGCUAUUCAGGGACAUCCUGAAUUGCCGUAUCGCACAACUGCUUUUCAGAUUAGAAUUACAGUGAACUUGAAUCAGCCAUUUCAGUCGUAUCCUAAAGGGAAAACUCCUAAGGUAUGUGUUCAGGUAGCAAUAAUUAUUGCAGAUGCAGAGAAGGGUUAGAGCAUUUGAUGCGAGACAGGCAGGCCUUUUAACAGGUAGACAAACAGAUGGACAGACAGACAGAUGUACAAAUAGAGGUGCUUUUGAUAAUGGUUUAACUUAACAGUACCAUCUCUUAAAUGAGUCUCGUGCACCAGUUGCAGUUGUGUAUAAAACAUAAAAGACUAAAAAAUGAAUAACUUUAAUCCAA